AUAUAAGAAAUUGGUUUUCCAACAUAGAACAGCAUGCUAGCGAAGGCGUUAAUAAAAUUCUCAUUGGAAAUAAAUGUGACUGGGUUGAGAAAAAGGCAAUUACUAAGGAACAAGGUCAGGCACUCGCCGACGAAUUUAAAAUCAAGUUUUUAGAAACUAGUGCCAAAGCUAACAUUAACGUGGAAGAGGCAUUCUUUACUUUGGCCAGGGACAUUAAGAAGAGAUUGAUUGAUACACAUACACCUGAGCAACCAAAAGUUCCAAAUGACGGCAAAAUUAGUAUAGAAAACAAAUCUAGAUUUACUAGUG
This is a messenger RNA of Dentiscutata heterogama, 309 nucleotides long. Lineage: Eukaryota; Fungi; Glomeromycota; Glomeromycetes; Diversisporales; Gigasporaceae. The record is from the annotation of a GenBank genome assembly.